CGGAGCAACUCACCCGCGGUGUGUAUAUGCCGCUCCGCGCGACCGCAUUCGCCGGCCUCUGCCUCGGUCUCAAGCUCUUUGGCUUGCGCGUUGCCGAGACGGGCUGCUUCGGCCUCCUGCUCGGCAGCGGCCGCUGCCUGUCGCCGCGUGAGGCGAGCCUCGAUGCUGUGUCGCUGCUCUUGCCGGCGGCCGACACGUUCGACGCGGCGACGUUCGUGCUCGCCGGCGAGGUAUUCCUCGUGGUCUUCCUCGGCGCCGUCGAGAUGGGGCUGGUCGAGGCGGUGGCGGAGGUGCCCGCCCAGUGGCUCGCCGCGCAGCACUUCUGGAUGCUCGCGCAGGCGGCUCAGGUGGCAGCCUCGGCCCUCUUUCUCCGCGGACAGCUCGGCGCGACCGCCGGCGCCGUCGGCGCCACCGCCCUUGCGCACGCCAGCCUGGGCUCGCGCUUGGUCGCCCUCGAGCCGCUGUCGCAGAUGCUGCUGGGAGGGCCCGUGUGGCUGCACGCGGGCUGGGCGUGGCCCCUCUCCCUCAUUCACCUCCACAUGGCCCUCAGCGUCGAGCCCACCGCCGAGACCGCCGCGCUGCUCGCCGCCGCCUUCGCCGCCAUCGCAGCGUGCUGUGCGGCGCCCAUCGUGGCGCUCGCGCUAUGCGGCCCUAGCUCUGUACCAUUUGCGGCAGUCGCCUGCUGGGUGCUCGCAGGCGUGGGCGAGGCGAACGCCGCCGCCGCCGCCGCCGCCUCUGCCUCGAGGGAGCGGGCGAACGGCGGCGGGCGGGGUGGGGGCGGUGGGGGCGGUGGGGGCGGUGGUGGCGGAGGAGCUGACCGCGAUUCUUCAGAGAGGCUACCGGGACCGAUGCUCAGCGGCGGCGACGGCGACGGCGACGGCGAAAGCGGCGGCGGCGGCGGCAGCGGUGGCGGCGGCGGCGGCAGCGGCGGCGGCGGCGCGAAGGGCGGCGGCGGGGAGGGAGAGGGUUCGCCGCUGAGAGACGCCGAGGGCGCGCUCGAGGCGGGGCAGGCCGCUCUACGCGCCAGCUGGGAGAGCGCCGAUGCGGCGCGACUGGCGGCGGCGAUGCGGGCGUCGCUCGCGCACGCGUCGCACGCGUGUGCCGCGCUACUCCUGUUGCUGGUGGUGGCGGGGUCGCUUUACGGGCUGUGGAGCGAGACUCACACGUGGCAGCAGUACCGGUGAGAGAGAAGGGGAGAGGGAGUGUGGACAGUCGCGCACGCGGCGCAGCGAGUGGACUAAUAAUUCCACAAAAAGAAAA
Molecule: messenger RNA, 1260 nt
Organism: Emiliania huxleyi CCMP1516
Lineage: Eukaryota; Haptophyta; Isochrysidales; Noelaerhabdaceae
Exons: 7
Coding region: 27-1184 (385 amino acids)
Source: RefSeq, a predicted model, not a curated record